GUACUAUUUCAUUCAUAUUGCUCAGUUAUAUAUAGUACUAACCAGGAAUGCACCCCUGCACAGUUACCACCACAAACCAAAGAAAGAUCCCCUCGAAAAACAAUCCAACCUGAACAACCACCAAAAAAAUGUCUCAAUCAACCACCAACAACUUCAUCUCCAUCAACAAACUCACCAACACCCGCGUCCUCCUCAUCGGCGGAACCUCAGGCAUCGGCUUCGUCGUCGCCCGCGCCGCCCUCGAACACGGCGCCAACAUCAUCCUCUCCAGCUCCAACCCGGAGAGACUCGCCUCCGCUAUAUCCCGUCUGAAGACCCUCUACCCAGACCCAUCCUUCACCUCCCGCAUCACCGGCAAGGCAUAUGAUCUAAGCGAUGAAUCCACCCUAGAGACAAAUAUCAUCUCCUUACUCGACUACGCUACCUCUCCAUCCAUCUUCCCCAACACCACCACCAAUACCGAAGGGAAAAUCCUUCUAAACCACAUAUCCUACACCUCCGGCACACGCCCCUCCCGCACCCCCAUCACCCCUACCUCCUCCCUCACGCCCCAAACCUAUACAUCCAGCCAAACCCUCCGCGUCCUGGCCCCCCUCAUGCUGGGCAAACAUGCCAAGACCUACAUGGUGGAUUCGCAUACCUCGUCGUUGACGUUCACGUCCGGCGUGUUGGCGAGUAAGCCGGUGGUGGGGACGACGUUGAGUGCGAUGGCGGGGAGUGCGCUGGGAGGGCUGGUCAGGGGACUGGCGGUGGAGUUGGCGCCCAUUAGGGCGAAUGUUGUGGCGCCGGGGGCGGUGGAGACGGAGAUUUUUGAUGCUCUUGGGGAGCAGAAGGAGAUGUAUAUGGAGAUGUUUAGGAAGGGGACGGUCUUGGGGAGGGUUGGAGCCCCGGAGGAUGUGGCGGAGGCGUAUUUGUGGUGUAUGAAGGAUGGGUUUGUUACGGGAUUGUGGGUGGGGAGUGAUGGGGGGGCUUUACUUAAGUAGUUCUAUACAUGAUAUAUGUAUAGGGGGUGAGAGAGAGAGAGGGAGGGAGGGAGAGAGUUAGUAGUUGGGAUGAUGGCAUGGGUAUGAGGGAGAGGGUUGUUGUUGAUAGUAAGAUUUUGUUAGUAUUCAGUUG
This is a messenger RNA of Aspergillus welwitschiae, 1116 nucleotides long. Its product is annotated as oxidoreductase, short chain dehydrogenase/reductase family. The coding region runs from base 129 to 983 and encodes 284 amino acids. The transcript has a single exon. Gene Ontology annotation, molecular function: oxidoreductase activity. The record is from RefSeq and is a predicted model, not a curated record. Lineage: Eukaryota; Fungi; Ascomycota; Eurotiomycetes; Eurotiales; Aspergillaceae.